GAAGUCGACACAGGCGACUACGUGACCUGGGAUGCCAUCUUAAGCCACUUCGGCGGAGACAUCAACAAAAGCAUCGCCUUUGCCGAACGACGCAGGGGUGAGCACAAGGGGACGAAGAGGGAUCGCAAUGAUCCCUCCGUCGAGAAGUUUCUUCUCUGGAAGGAUGCUACGGUGACGGAGAGACGCAAGACCAUCGACGAGGUUUGCAUCGAUGUGGGCUGCAACGCGGCCGAUGUGGAGCAGCUCUUGUCGGCCAUGGACAAUGACCCCAUGUUCUACAAGAGACACGCACUGCCGGAGCGCAGUGCAGGGCCGGGCUCGCUGAAUGUGAAGGAGGAGCAGAUGAAUGCUGAUGAUGGCAAGACUUCCGGGAAAACUCACAAGAUCAACCCGAAG
Molecule: messenger RNA, 396 nt
Organism: Symbiodinium necroappetens
Lineage: Eukaryota; Dinophyceae; Suessiales; Symbiodiniaceae
Source: the annotation of a GenBank genome assembly